Messenger RNA from Trichomycterus rosablanca, 2915 nucleotides. RefSeq names its product ventricular zone expressed PH domain-containing 1 (gene veph1). The record is from RefSeq and is a predicted model, not a curated record. The transcript has 13 exons. Gene Ontology annotation, molecular function: phosphatidylinositol-5-phosphate binding. Gene Ontology annotation, cellular component: plasma membrane. Bases 1 to 2247 code for a protein of 748 amino acids. Gene Ontology annotation, biological process: regulation of signal transduction. NCBI's taxonomy places the organism in Eukaryota, Metazoa, Chordata, Actinopteri, Siluriformes, Trichomycteridae.
AUGCACCAGCUCUUCCGGCUAGUUUUGGGUCAGAGAGACCUGUCCCGCGCCGGAGACCUCUUUUCUCUGGACGAUGGUGAGAUCGAGGACUCAUUGUCCCAGGCACUGGAGGAGAUCAGGAACAUCUCCUGCUCCCCCGACUACCUGACCAACGACAACGACCAGGCGGUCGUGGAGAUCUGCAUCACGCGCAUCACCACGGCCAUCCGAGAGACCCGAUCUAUAGAGAGGCACGGUGCGGCGCUGGUGGCCCUGUGGGAGUCGUGUCUGGAGCACAACCUGCAGCCGCAGGGCAAAGACGAGGACACGCCGCACGCCAAGAUCGCCUCUGACAUCACCAGCUGCAUCCUGCAGAAUUAUAACCGCGCCCCCGUGAUGGCGCUGGCCGUGCCGGUGGCCGUGCGCUUCCUGCAGCGGGGAAAUCGGGAACUGAGUCGCAACAUGUCCAGCUAUCUGAGUCUGGCUGCCAUCGCCAAGGCCGAGCUACUGGCGCAGCACACCCAGGCCAUCACCCUCAGCGUGCUGGGAGGUAACGGCAUGUUGCUCCGGGUCCUUCCCUCGAUCUAUCCUCUUGCGCCGGAUCCAAUCCACCAGCAGAUCCAGCGUCUGGUGUCCAUGAUUCCCGAUCUUGACCCGACCAGCAGGCAACACCUACUGCGACUGCUGCAGAUGAUUUCUGAGCUGCACCCACUGACGUUGGCCCCUGUGGUGCCGUCCCUGACCGCUCACCUGAGCGACGCUUCCUUGAAUGAAGUCCUGCUGUCCUCGCUGGUGGACGUGGCUCAGGUCAGCCCUGCCUCCCUCCACCCGUUCCUGCACACGCUGAGGACUGUGGGUCAGCAAACACAAGGACUGCUGGGACAUGUGGCUAAAAUCCACGGGGCCGUCGGCCUGACCAGUGAGGAUAACGCCCGUGAGGCUCUGCUGUAUCUGGCGUCUCUGCUGGCGUGUACGGAGCACAGCGUCCAUCACACCCUUCUGCAGGAGAUUCGAACCCUGACUGAGCGCUACACCACCAUCCUGGGUGAAGGAGCCAAAGACGUCUAUCGUACCAGCAACAGCUUCAGUGUCGUUGCCAGACUGCUGGGGCACAGAUUACAGGCUGAUAGCUCAACACCCUGCAGAACAAACCAGAAGCUUGAAGAGUCCAAGCCAUGUGAGGAGACCGGUCCUACAAAUCACACUACAGACCAGCAUCUUCACCAGGACAGCUGCCAUCGAGGUGUCAGUCACCAGAACCCGGCGCCACACGUCCAACGAUCACGCUGCAGCGAUCCCGACCGCAUUGAGGACGGAGACGAACCCGGCCUGGCACCCUGUCCCGAUGGUGUGGAGCACACGGGGGAUUUCGGGGAUAUCCGUGACCUUCGGGAAGACGACCGGCUGUGGAAACACCUCCGUGACAACAUGGAGAGAAUCCGGGUCUUCUGCUUCGACAUGGUCAAACGAAUCCCCGUACCUGAGCAGUGUGUUAUAGAGGAUACUCAGCAGGGCUGUGUAGCUAAGCUGUUCUUCUCAUGCCCACUGAAGGGUCACUUCUGCCUGUUUGGGAAGUCCAGCUUCUCCCUGUGCAGCCGUCAGCCUCACAUCUGGAUUCGCAUCAUGCUGCUCGCGCUGCAGAGCAGGACUAGCUGUGCGCUAAGCUGUGGAGACGUGUGUGUACAGCAGCUCAGAAGACUUUGGGAGCAGAUCCAGCUCAAGGGAGCUCAUAGUUUCGAGCUGGCUAUGACUCAAACUGCCGUACCCUAUCAAAAGGAGCUGGACGGUGUGCAGAUCCAUCUAGAGGAGGUUCGUUUCUUCGAUCUGUUCAGCUACAGCCAGGACGAGGGCGGCUGGCUUUGCUUCAUGUGCAGCAAUCCAGAGAAAGCCACAGUUGUGAAUCAGGACGGCCAGCCGCUCAUCGAGGGCCUGCUGAAGGAGAAACAAGUGCGCUGGAGGUUCAUCAAGCGCUGGAAAACACGGUACUUCACCCUGGCUGGUAACCAACUCCUCUUCAGGAAGGGCAAAUCAAACGACGAGCCGGACGCCACGACCAUCGAGCUGAGCAAAGUGCAGAGCGUGAAGGCGGUGGCGAGAAAGAAGCGAGAGCGCGGCCUGCCCCGAGCCUUCGAGAUCUUCACCGAGAGCAAGACGUACGUCCUGAAGGCGCCGGAUGAGAAGCACGCCGAGGAAUGGCUUCAGUACAUCAGCGUGGCCGUGGCUCAGGCCAGAGAGAGGGAGAACCGUGAGGCUACGACCUACCUGUGAGAGACGCCAUCGCAGCAAGACGUCAUGCUCGGGUGUCGUGAUGACCACGUCUGACUGAGCUUAGUUCAGAUGCUUGAAAUGGAGAAGCACAGGCUGUUUCUUACACUGGCUUCAGAUCCAUGAAGGAAAGGUUGCUCUACACCGCCUGAUGAUUUACCUGAAUAAUGAUUAAAAACACCAGUUUUACUGAGACGCUCUCCAGAACCGAUGUGAAGAAAGAUCUUCUAUAGCACUUAUGCAUAUCUGGUUGGAAGUCCAGAAAAGCAAGUAUUCACUUCAACAGAACAUUCAUUCAUUCAUUCAUUGUCUGUUUUACCACCGCUUUAUCCUGGUUCCGGUGGGUCAUAUUCACUAGGCGAAAGGCAGGAAACACCCCUGACAGGUCGCCAGUCCAUCACAGGACAAACACAUACCUAGGGGGACUUUAGUAUCUCCAGUUAACUUGACUGCAUGUCUUUGGACUGUGUGAGGAAACAUGCAAACUCCAUACAGAAAGGACCUGGACUGCUACACCUGGGAAUCGAACCCAGGACCUUCUUGCUGUGAGGUCUAAUAGAACAACGUUCCAACAUUGAGUUUUAUUUACCACCUGUAGUAAGGUGUUUAAAUUAAGUUCAUUUUACAGUCUUUAUUUUAAUAUGACAAGUAAAAUUCAUGCAAGUACAAAG